UGACCUCUAAACAUAGGUACAUUACCAUGUGGUUAGAGUGAAAUUAUCCGAUAGUGUUACCUCGGAGAUCCGUGAAGUCAGAUUUUUUAUGUACAAAAUGUCUCAAGAAAAAUCACAAGACGGAGAGACGAUCCGAGAUUGCAUUGUGAUUGAAGAUGGAGCUAGUGGAUAUCCCCUUGAUAUGUUCUGUAUACCGAACCACUACCAAGGAACGCUGGACCGAAUACUUAUCCCAGGGGGUCUUAUAAAGGACCGGAUCGAGCGUUUAGCGCAAGACAUUGUCCGUGACUUUUCCUCAGAAGGAAUGGUGGCGCUGUGUGUAUUAAAGGGAGGUUACAAGUUCUUUACCGAUUUACUAGAUAGGAUAAAACAGAUGAACAGCCAUAUGGAGAAGCCUCUUCCAUUGGCCGUUGACUUUAUACGUCUCCGAAGCUAUGUGGAUGACCAGUCAAGUGGCAAAAUAGAUGUGAUUGGCGGUGAUAGCUUAGAAAAUCUCAAGGGCAAGAACGUGCUUAUUGUAGAAGACAUUGUAGACACAGGACGGACAAUGGAACGACUCCUUGAUCAUCUGAAACAAUUUGAAUGUAAAAUGGUGAAAGUUGCGAGUCUUUGUGUGAAGAGAACGGUCAGGAGGACAGCUAUUGUUGGAUACAGACCGGACUACACAGCGUUUGAACUUCCUGAUGAAUUCAUUGUAGGCUAUGCUUUGGACUACAAUGAAAUGUACCGUGACCUUAACCAUGUUUGUGUUGUCAAUGAAGUGGGAAAGAAAAAAUAUGCGGUCCAAAAGUGAUUGUUACCAAAAAUAGGAAACAGAAUGCAUGCUGGAAUUGCCAUGGUCUUCUGACACUCCCUCAAAGCACAAUUCGUCUGUGACCUACUUAUUCAGGAAUUAAUGUGUCCUAUUGAACCAAUCUUGGUCAUUUGGACUCAAUAAUAAACCAUUGUGAUAAUUAUCCAAACACACAAACAUAAAAUAUAAAAGACUUGUGAAUAAUAAUCUGUACACAUUGAAAAAUAUACUUAAUGACCUUGAGAACCAAAGAUUUAUUGACCUUGAAGAACUGUGAAACGUGUACCUAUGACUUUGAGUACCAAAGAUUUUACAGUGACCUUACAGAAUUCUAGAGUGAAAAUGUACUUAAUGACAUUGAGCUGAAAGAUUUACUUGCACUGAACUCUGCUGUGAAAAAAAUGACCUUGAGUACCAGAGAUUCAGUGACCAUGCAACUUAAAAGGUGACCUUGGAAGAAAAAGGUUACUGGUACCUUGGAGGAAAUAUUAAAGGAGAUAGAUUUAUGUUUACAUGAUAUCACAAACAGAAAUGGUACAGAUCUUUAACAAUGUUUAAUCAAUGCCAGCACAAAUGAAGAUAUUUUCAAUGUCAAGGUCAAAUCAUCAUAAGCGGGUCCAACAAAGGACCAAUGGUCAAUGAGUUGAAUACAUCAGAUUGUAACUUUGUAGAAAUCUUUUUACAUAUAUCAUUGUAUUUGUCAAAUUCUGGUUUUGUACCUCCGAGUCAUCAAAAUUCAAAAUGAUCACCUCCUGAGGCAGGGGUUUGGUCUUAUCGGUAAGCCUGUGUGUUGAGGCCUGAGACAAGUCUGAAAUCAUAAAAUAAUGAGAUCUAUAUCAAGUAAAGGUAAAGAAACUUACCGGAGGUAAUUAAGUUUGUGAAGGCCUCAGUGAUAGCUUACACACAUCAGCUGAGUAGUUCAGCACUGUAGAAAUGUUUGAAAACUUUUAGCAGUUUUUCAAUGGAGGAAUACAAUUAUAAUACUUCAGCAAUGGGAUGUGGCUGAAAAACGCAUGUCCAUCCAAGCAGUUGAGGUAACUUGGUAUCUUGCACAAAGCCAUGACAGUUACAGAGUGGACUGUACAAACCGAGACUGCAAUUGAACCACACUCCACAUUAAAAUUUUCUAAGUACAGUAUGCAGCUACCAACUAACUUAUUGCAGCCGCCCUGACCUUCCCCACCAAGACCCAUUGAGGAGCCGAGAAUAAAAAUGAAUUAAAUAAGAUUUAAUUUGAAUAUUUAAAUAAUCUAAUAUGAAAUAAGAUUUAACCAGAAAUCUAUGUAGGGAAGUUAAUUUUAUUAUAUUAGCUGCAAUACACAUGCGGGCAGUAGAAUUUACGUUGAAACCUAAAUGCAUGCAAGGUUUUACAGUAUAACUGUAUUGAUGAUUAAUGCAAUGUGGUCUGUUGAAGUUUCCUCUACAUUGGUUUUGUUGUAUCUCUUAUGACUUGAAAGUGUCUUUUAGUCCCAAUUUCAUAUUGUUACACUUGCGAGUAUUAUUUGUUAAAUACUCAAAUAUCAGAGAUAAUUAUCUGUAGUCUUGACACAGUGUUUAAAAUGUUCUACUGACGGCAAAGUUACAUGCCAUCUAUGACCGAGAUUUUGAUAAAAAAGUAUUAACAAUUAAAGAUAAGGCUUAUGGAGACAUAAAGCAUACUCUAGGUGUCAGUACUUCAAACUAAUUAGUCUUAUCCAUAUGACACAAAAAGGAUGAUUUUAUUUUUGGUGUUAUGAAAUACGCAAUAAAUUUCUCUAUUAAUUUUAUUUUUAAUACAUCCACAGACAUUUCUAGGGUCUGUCAAUAAAAUGUCAAUAGUAUUCUGUCCUGUAGUGAGCUUGUAACUCCUUGAUUGAUAAAUUGAGUCUGAGAUUAUAGUUACUGGGUAUUAACAAUUCUGACUAAUUGAAGGAUAAAACUGAUAUUUUGCUGACUGAAAGCUUUUUAUGACUCAUUUCAUAAUUUUUUUUUUAAAUUUGUAUUUUUCCUAAACUAACAUUAUUUUCAAAGCUAAUACACUGCCAUCCAUCAGUUCCUAUACACUUUCAGACAAUAUUUUGAAUUCGGUAAAUAUGAAAAUAAUAUUGUAUAUAUAGUUAGUUAUUUUUUGUCUGAUAACUUCUGAUCAGAAUGCUUUUUUAGACUAUAGUCGAUACUGAUAAUGGUGAUCAACAUUUCCUCAAAAAGCAACAUUUUUGCUAUAUUAUAUCUUUUUAGAAAUUUUGAUCAAUUGAGAGCAUAUUUUCAAGGAUCAUAAUUUUUGGAAGGGAUAAUUCAUAGAGUGUAAUGUUUUGGUAUAUUGUACAUCUUUUAAUAAAAAGUUUUAUGUAUUUUUGGAAUUUCUUGGAAAAUAUGUCCCUGACCCUGAAGUUCCUUCAUUAGGGUUUAUUUCACACAAAAAAUUGCCACAUUGUCACUGACAAAUUGAUAAUUCUUCGUGAAAUUUAAAAGUUACAGUUUAUGAUUUUAUAAUAUUUCUACAAGUCAAAAGAGAGUGUGAAGUUUUUUAUGGAUGUCUUUUAUGUGUGUUUACUGGUGUACUUGCGUUACAGUCCUAUGAAUACAUAAAUGUGUUAUACUUUCAUUAUUUUAGUCUAUAUGCAUAUCCAUCACAUUUUCCAGUAUUUUUCAGACACAUUUUAUGCGAUUGUCAGUGUUUUCUAACAAAAUCUAUAGUCAAUGGCAUGGUACAUUACUUUAGAAUACAAUUUGCAUCAUGGGUAAUGUGUAUUAUUGCUUUUAUUUUCUAGGGUACGUUUAUUUUGACUUUUUUUACCUGGAAUGCCGACAGUCAGUAUGACUAUUUUAUAUACACCAUGGUAUGUAAGCUAUGGGUACUGUGUACCAAUUAAAGAUUGCUGUCAACUGUGAGAGACAUCUGGGCCCAGUUGUUCAAAUAAUGAUCAGGAUUUUAUUCACGGUUUAACAACAAUUUCAAAAUCCUGAUAAAAUCAUUAUUAGUAAAGCUGAUUAGACCAAAUUUUAUGAAACUCUUGCACUCUUCAAUCUCUCCCUACACAUUUAUCUUUAGAAAUACACACACUCAGGUUUUGAAGUAAGUGAGAAAUUAAAAUUUCAUUAAUCAACUGAUUAAGCUAAUCACCCUUUGAACAACUGGGCCCUGAUGAUGAACUCUUGCAAAAACAGAAACUUGGUGUCCAAUAUUCUGGUAACUAAACAAUUGCAAUACAAGCAGGUACAAUGUAUAUGUAAACUAUCAAGAUUUUUACAACUUGUUCCUGGUCUAUAAAUAUGUAAAAUUCUCUAACCUCCAAGUUAUACGUUGUGUUAUCUGAUCUUCUCCUUGGCCUGAGAGAUACCAAUACUAGUUUACUGGCUUUUCACCUAGGUUCUUUAUUAAAACAGGAUCUAUAGUUCUAAACUCUGUUUCUGCAUGCUGCAAUGCUGUACAUAAAUGAUAAAAAAACGACCAGAAGAUUGUUGCAUUCAUAUGCAUGGCUAUGAAAGCAAUUAAACCAGUGCCAUAUAUUUAUUGAAGUUCCAUAAUGAACUCUUGGAAACACUGUGAGGAAGAAACCAAUCGCACCAAAUUUGUUUUAAAUAUGUUUAUUGUAAAGUACCAAAUUUAGUUUAGAUCUUUGUCAGCAGAUGUUUACCUUUGUUGGUUUUAAAACUUAUUUAAUAAAUAUGUUGUGGAUUUCUUUUGAUAUUACAAAUAAUAAAUGAUUUAUCAUACAUCCAAACAGUCAUUUUGCCAUAAUGGUAUUUUGACCCUUGGGUCAUUUCACUGUAAUUCAAAUUACUAUGCUACACUACACCAGGGUAAAUCUUCAAUCUUGACCCUUUAUAUACAGGUAAUAUAGUUUUGUACUGUCAGUUGACCCCAGAAAUUUAGUACUAUCAGAAUUCAAACAAAAUUUCCAUGCAAAAUGAAGGGCCAAAAAUAAAUCUUAAGUAAGCUAGCUCAUUUUGUUGAGUCAAAAACAUACUAAUAGUAAUUUUAAUAUCAGUCAGGGGUGGCUCAGUGAGCUGAAACCCACAGUGGAUGAAAAUACAAAAUGUAGUCUGUAGAAUGAACGAAAUGUUUGUUUGUCCAGAUAACACGAUAUCUGCAAGAAUUAGAUGUAUGUAACUAUAAUGACUAAAAAGUAUGGGAUGAAAAGAAAAUCAUAUUGUUUAGGUUUAAUUUUCUUUGUUAUUAACUAUUUGACAAAUGUUCAGAAUUGAAUUGUUAGAUUGUUAUUGUUGUCUGUGCAGUUCAGUUGACAAAUGUUUCGUUAAUUGUUCCUGUUAAUGUGUUUUAGGUCAUAUGACCUGAUCUUUGAUGUACAGUAUGUUUGCUGUCUCUAUGGUUUAUAAUGGAGAGUUGAAGAGUUUCUGUGAAUAUGAUGAAUUGAAUUUACCGCAAUUGAUCAGUGAACUUAUUCAAGUCAUGUAAUUACAUUAUAUGAACAGUUGUAGUAAAUGCGGUGAAGGCUACUGGUUUGUAAUUAUAGUUGAAUAAUUGAAAUUACUAAGGGAGAUAAUUGAAUGGUGUUUGACAUUCUGUACCCUAGGUAUUGUAUUUUAACUUCAAACAAUUGGAAUGCAGGGCAUCCAGUUGACCCUUGAUUUUUAGCCAUUUCAAAAGUCAGUGUCAAAUCACUAUGACAAUACCCAGUAAGUGGGGCACGUCUAGGAAUAUCAGUCUAUAUGAUGUGCUACUUCAUUGCCCAGGAAUAAGCCCAUAUCCUACUUUCGUGUGUAAAUGUUUAUAAGCUAGUAUUGUCUGUAUAUAUUUGGGCCAUGAGGCUUAUUACAGGACAAGUAUGGUAAUGCUUUUGAAGGAAAACAAUUCUUCGUCAGCUGUAUAAGUAUUAACAAUUAACCAGCAGCUACAACUGCUGGUUUGUUCAUGAUCUAUAGAUAGUUAAAACAGGCCCUUUUGGCCUUUAAUUUGUUUGUAAAGUUUGUACCGGUAUUUGGUUUAUGUUUUUUGAUUUUUGAAGAAAAAAUGUUCUUACAAUUUUUCUUGAUCCAUCAUUUUUUAAAGAAUAAAUGCACUCCCAUGUACCUAGCUGCCAGCUAGGAAUUGGAGAACUCAAUUUCUUAAAUAAACUUCAAAGAUAGUAAUUAC
Pecten maximus is the source of this 5870-nucleotide messenger RNA. RefSeq names its product hypoxanthine-guanine phosphoribosyltransferase-like. The coding region runs from base 89 to 793 and encodes 234 amino acids. Lineage: Eukaryota; Metazoa; Mollusca; Bivalvia; Pectinida; Pectinidae. Gene Ontology annotation, biological process: hypoxanthine metabolic process; IMP salvage; guanine salvage. The record is from RefSeq and is a predicted model, not a curated record. Gene Ontology annotation, molecular function: hypoxanthine phosphoribosyltransferase activity; magnesium ion binding. The transcript is spliced from 8 exons.